Cornus florida is the source of this 1964-nucleotide messenger RNA. Its product is annotated as UPF0481 protein At3g47200-like. Bases 160 to 1617 code for a protein of 485 amino acids. The record is from RefSeq and is a predicted model, not a curated record. The transcript has 4 exons. NCBI's taxonomy places the organism in Eukaryota, Viridiplantae, Streptophyta, Magnoliopsida, Cornales, Cornaceae.
AGUCAUAUAAAUCAUAAUCUUAAUGCUUGAAUCCAUACUUCCAUAGAGCUGUUCACCAGGGCAACAGUUAGAUAAAAAAUUUGUCGCAGUUCGAGCUACUUAAUUCCUCUGGUGCAUAUAUUGAAGUUAUUUGCACUGAAAUAAGUGUUUCUACAUCAAAUGGCAAAAAGUGAUGAUGGGUACUUGAGCAACAUUAAUUGGGCAGAGGCUAGAAACGAAGCUAGCAACGAAUCCGGUGCUGAAAUCACAGCUGAUGAGUGGAUAAUAUCCAUACUUAAAGAGAGUCUCGUUGCAUCUUCACACAAGCGGCUAUCCAAGGUUCCACCACAAUUACGGGAGAAGGAGGAAAAUAAGGGAUUUUUUGAUCCUCGAGUUGUUUCAAUCGGUCCUUAUCACCAUGGCAAGCCUGAGUUGAAGGAAGUGGAGAAGUUCAAGACCAAAGCGGUACGUGCAUUCAUAGAUGGAAGCAAAGUUGAGCCCCAUGUAAUCUAUAACAAGAUGGUAGAAGUGGUGAGCGAUGUUAGGAACUGCUACCUUGAGGGCUCAACAGACGCCUAUGACGACGCAGCAUUCGCCCGUAUGAUGCUCCUUGAUGGUUGUUUUCUCCUGCACUUCAUAUAUAUCAACGUUUCUCCUCGAGGGCCAUUUCUAGAUGAGCUAGUGAAGCAUGUAGGAGAAGCUGGUAUGCGUGGGAUAAUUGCGGACAUCAUUUUGCUGGAAAACCAACUUCCUUUCCGAGUUCUCCAGGUCUUGAUAAGUAGUAGCAGUUCUGCAGAAAGCGUAUUGGAGGAAUUCAUCGAGAAUUUCGUUGUCCAAGUUUACAUAGAUAACAAUGCAACGUGGAGAAAACAAACUUACAAGCAAGAGGUAGAGCAGCCCAUUCAUUUUCUAGACCUUGUAAGGAGAAGAUUUAUUAUCACGGACUCUCGGACAAAAGAAGUAGUAGUUAGCAGCAGCAGCGGCGAGAAAAAAGUACCACACCAAACCGGUUCCUUCAAAACCAUUAAUAUUCCCUGCUGGCGACCAAAAAGUAGGAAUAAGAAGAGGAACCCACUCAAGGAUGUUUAUAGUCACUCAUUUCGUUCAGCCACAGAACUUAAAGCAAGGGGGAUACAUUUCAGGCCUAGCAACACAUUUUCUUUGAAUGACUCCACUUUCACUUCUCAGUUUGGCUACGGAUUGCUCACACUACCUCAACUCAAAUUUGAUUGGGGAAUAAAAUAUGCACUUCUAAACAUGAUGGCCUAUGAAUUGGCACCCAAUUCAUCAAAUCGCCUAGAGGUGUGCAAUUACAUCUACUUCAUGAAUUCACUCAUAAAUGGAACUGAAGAUGUGAUCGAGCUAAGAACACAUAACAUCAUUCAUAACUUCUACGGCACUGAUGAAGAAGUCGCAAAAACAUUCAACUCCAUGGCCACAGGGGGUGGAUAUCUUUCCUUGGAGGGCCCUAUUAAAGAUGUCAGUGAUCAAAUACAAGAGCAUUACAACAGCAGGAUGAAGACUUGGACGGCUCAACUAUUGCACAACUAUUUCAGCAAUCCCUGGUCUGCUGUGGCUUUCUUUGCCGCAACUUUCGCACUGGUUCUGACUUUCAUUCAAACAUUUUUUCCUCGUUAGGAAAAUUAAAGAAGGUUCAAGGAUGACAUGGGAGAUAGUUGGAUUCAUCAAUCCGACUGAUCUGUGCUUACUGCUGUGCUACUGUAGUUUCUCAAAAUAAUAGGAUCCUCCAAGUUUCAAGAGCAUCCAACAAGUUAAUCAUGUGUGUAAGUGGUUAAAUUUAAAGCAAGAACUCGAUCACUUGUUAAGUUUUUGUUUUUAUUUAUUUAUUUUAUUUUAUUUUAUUUUUUGUUUUUGUUUUUUGUUUUUUUAUUUAUUAUUAUCUUAGCUAGUCUGCUUCUGGGGUGUUUAUUAUCUAAGAGCAAUAUCUUUAAUGAUGAUUCAAUAAAGAAGCGUGUUUUGCAAUA